CACCGUUUCACGCUCGAAAAUCCUGUUGGGUUGGGUUGCCUUUCUCUUUAUUAAUUAACCCCCCCUGUCUCAGCUCGUUCCCUGUAUUUUUUUCCUCACUGAAACUGCUCAGGGGCAAAAAAAAAAAUAAAAAAAAAUGGAUAGACGUCGCAAGAAGGAAGCCAAGACAACUCCUCAUUGCUCUGAUCAAGCUACUUCACAGCUCUUUCUGUGUGGUGAUUUGGUAGAGGUAAGCAGCAUUGAAUGGGAAUUCAUCAACAUGUCAGAACAAGAAGAAGAUCUCAUUUACAGAAUGUAUAAGCUGGUCGGAGACAGGUGGGCUUUGAUCGCAGGUCGAAUUCCAGGCCGCAAAGCUGAGGAAAUAGAGAGAUAUUGGAUUAUGAGACACUGUGAAGGGUUUGCCAGUCGACGAAAGGAACAAAAAAGAGAUGUAAUUCCUAAUACCUCUUGAUUAGGUUGUAUCAAUUUGUUUGGAAAUGUACCUGUGCCCCUCUCUCUCUCCCUCCCUCCCUCCCUCCCUUUAUCAUGUUCUUUUCUGCCAUUAAUGGACUUCUUAUAUAUGCAGUAUAUGUCAUAGUGACAGUGAUCGUGAUUUCCCUCGCCUAUCGGCCCUAAUUUUGAUUAUGAACAUUUGAACAGCUAUUCCAUGAUUGUACCCAAAAUCAUAUGUAGGAAACCGCAAGCUGUUCCCCAGAAUUUAAGAUCGAGGAUUUUAUUUUUUAUAAUUUCACAAUAAAGAAAUAUAAAUUUCUUGUCCA
Molecule: messenger RNA, 758 nt
Organism: Populus nigra (black poplar)
Lineage: Eukaryota; Viridiplantae; Streptophyta; Magnoliopsida; Malpighiales; Salicaceae
Product: transcription factor TRY-like
Exons: 3
Coding region: 137-451 (104 amino acids)
Biological process (GO): cell differentiation
Cellular component (GO): nucleus
Molecular function (GO): transcription cis-regulatory region binding
Source: RefSeq, a predicted model, not a curated record